AUGCGACUCCCAGCAAUUUUACUCGCCUCUACCGCAGUUACCGCGCAACUUUCUUCGAUUGAAAGUGGAUCAUCUAUCAACGAGAUUCAGGAAGAAAAUUUUGAGAUUGAGGAAACAGAAUUUGAGGGAGAUUUGGAAUUUGACGACGCAGAGGAUCUUGAAAUCGACAUGAUUCUAGCUGACAUAGUUAGGGGUCGAGGCGGCGGCAAAAACUCAGAAAAGCGCAUGAACAAGCAGAAGAAAAAGAAAGGAAAACAGCUCCUUCGACUUUUAAAAUACGCUGAACCAGAGCGAAGCUCACGUGACUGGCUCGAGUACGGAUGCUAUUGCUUCUUGAACAUCAAGGAAGAUAUUCUCACUCCGGGAAUUGGACGACCAAUUGACCCUCUUGACUCGGCAUGCCAUGCUCUUCAGGAGUGCCUGAAAUGCAUUAACAUCGAUCAUGAGCAGUCUAAACGAUGUCAUCCUUACAAUGGCUACAAAUUUACCUCUGCUCCUGGAGACGAAUACAACGACAUGAUCUGUCGAGAUGCAGAAAAUAGCUGCCAACGAUCGACAUGCGAAUGCGAUAGAGAAUUUAUCAAGCUAGGGUCCUAA
This is a messenger RNA of Oikopleura dioica, 597 nucleotides long. The record is from the annotation of a GenBank genome assembly. Lineage: Eukaryota; Metazoa; Chordata; Appendicularia; Copelata; Oikopleuridae.